UAGCCUGGCAUUGAGCAUAUUUAUGAUAUGGCAAUGUUGCCGCAGCCAAAAAGACAAUUGCAGAAAGUUUUUUUCACAACAAAAAGCCACCGAAAACGCUCGAAUUAAGCAACAAAUGCGUGCCAAAAGCGCAGCGAAUCUCCACUGAGGCCACCGUGUGUGCGUGUGCGUGGCAAAGGUGCGGGCAGAGCAACCAAACAUCACAGGAACACGGCCAGCAGCAGCAGCGGUGCAGCAGAGGGGCGGGCAGAGGCAGAGUCGGCGGCAGAGGGAAAAGUCGGGCAUUUUCAUUGGAUUCGUUUUGGUCCGAUUCGAUUGGAUUGCGGUUACUCCAGCGGCGCCCAGGCGUUCCUCCUCUCCUCCUGUAUUAUGGACAAGAAAUCCUCGCCGGUGCGACGACAAAAGCGGCAGGCGAAGGUGAUCGAGGAGAACUUCUGGGACUGCAGCGUCUGCACAUAUAGAAACUCGGCGGAGGCCUUCAAGUGUCGCAUGUGCGACGUGCGGAAAGGAACCUCCACCCGAAAGCCACGCCUGAACUCAGCGCUAGUCGCCCAGCAGGCCGCCACUUUGCCGGGAGCAAGUGCCAACAUGCCCAACGGGAAGUCCGCCUCCGGAUCACGGCAUGGCAGUGGGCACGACCGGCAGAGGCACAAGCGGUACCCGGCACGGUUGAAAAACGUGGACCGAUCGACGGCACAGACGCGAGAGGUGACGGUCAACUCGGUGACCGUGUUCAUCACAGAGUACAAGGCCAAGCCGGUGAGCAGCCGACGAGAGUCCAGUGAGCAGAGCUUCAGCGAAAGCAACGACAGCCGGAGUUAGAGGAGAGAUACCAGGCCUCCUCGCCCCCAGCUCCCCAAUAUUCUACGCCACGGUUCCCGCUCCCCUGUUACAAGUUGUAAAUUCUAAGUGUUAGGCCCCUGGCGAUAACAAUUGUAAAUCGAAAUCCAUUUAAGUUACCAAGUAUUAGGCCACGUUUAAAGUCCCGAAAGCCAAGCCCCCACUAGUUCAUGACUUCCAGCCCAGGCCAAGAUGGCAAAGCAAAGCGAAGCGACGGCGAGUCGAUUGCAUUUACACGACGCUCUCCAAUCCCCAUUUUAAAAUGCGCUAGACCCUGUAAAUAGCUAUGCAUGAGUUCCCUGAAUAUCUCUGUCUCGUAUCGUAAUUUUAGUUGUAAUUUAAUUCUGCUACUCUAAUUCAUAAUUUAUUGAUGCAAAGGUAACUAUGUAUAACCGCCGUGUACAUGUUCAACAAAGAUAUCAUUUGUUUUGUAAGUGUCGAAUUAAAAUAUGGUUUAACUAAGUGCAAGUUAAUCUCAAUGUUCCACUAGCAGCGCCCAUCCCCCAUGGUUUGUGUAACUAUUAUAAACUGUCCUUUUUUUACUAGAAAAUGCUGCUUGACAACGAAGUGUAGCGAGGAGAGAGCCACGUAGCUUGGUUGUAGACAAUUUGCUAAUUUUAAUUUGUUUGUAUACAAGACUGAUUAAGCGUUACCAACCAGAUAUAGAGAGGUCCGCACACGCACCCAGCCCGAAUCCGAUUUUCCUUUUGUUUUACACCCGAGAUAGCCUCCCAGCAAACAAUAGAGGAAUACUCGAACUCGCAAAAAGAGAAUUUUGUACUUAGCAGAGCUUAAACGCUCUUCCACCAUAGCAAUAAUUACUUAGCAAACAAUGAAAAACAUGAAUUUUGAUAUGAACGAUUGUAUUUAAUAUUGGAUAACGGAUAUAAUGGUUUAUAAAGUGCUUGAUAUUUAUAUUUUGAGAUAGAUUAUUUAGCCACACAUGAACACUAACACACACACCCACACACACUCCUCGAAACUGCCGACUGUAGUCAAGAAACAACUUCCAAUAGACAAACUUCAAUUUGGAUUAUCGUAAACAUUUACAAUUAAUAUGAACAGUUUGUAUUCCAAAUGCUUGGCCAGUUGAGCAUUAAUCAACAGCAACGACAAAGACAAAGACAAAACUUAAGCAAACGCAAUUAAAGCCGCACUCACACGACCACACGGAUAGUUAAAACUUGAAUUCCAAUUGUAAAGCGUCAACUUUUAAAGCAUUAUAAAAUACAUUAAAUAAAUUUCGAAAAUGCUAUUCCAAA
This is a messenger RNA of Drosophila sechellia, 2102 nucleotides long. It is a transcript of the gene RYBP, whose product is annotated as ring and YY1 binding protein. The record is from RefSeq and is a predicted model, not a curated record. Gene Ontology annotation, biological process: positive regulation of DNA-templated transcription. NCBI's taxonomy places the organism in Eukaryota, Metazoa, Arthropoda, Insecta, Diptera, Drosophilidae. Gene Ontology annotation, molecular function: transcription coregulator activity; DNA binding. The transcript is spliced from 2 exons. The coding region runs from base 370 to 822 and encodes 150 amino acids. Gene Ontology annotation, cellular component: nucleus.